GAACCAGGCAGCAAGCAGCUUCAGGAUAGGCCGCACAUCAGAAAGCUAUGGGCUGCAGGAAAAUAAAGCAGAGGAGAAAACCCCACGUCUUGAGUUUCUCUUUUCAAGAAACAGGGACUAAAAUCCUCGGAAAAGUCGAGGCGAAGUGGAACUGAUCCGGUGUGGGGUUUUUGAGAGUUCACCGCAGAAACGCAUGCAAGGGUUUGACGCGUGUUUUACUGGCUUUAUGCCGUUUUUAUGUGGAAAUCAAAAACUUGUCUGGCAACAGAGAGAACCAGUGAGAAAGACACAGCUUCUGUUCUGCAGGAUCUGAGACUCAAAAAGCAAGGAAGAAGGCAAGGCAUCGUGGAGCCAUCAGACUAGGAAUGGCAGGCGUGGCCCCGGCGUGUGUGAGGCGCGAGCACCGGGCCCCGAGGAGCGCGGCGCACAGCUGAAGACCGGGUGCUGGCCCGGGGCAGAAUGACGCAGCGGGAGCGGCCCUAGCGGACCACGCGACGCUGAAGAUGGGAGUCAAUGCCUCCAGCUACCCUCACUCGUGCUCCCCUCGCAUCGGGGGAAACUCGCAGGCGCAGCAGACCUUCAUCGGGACGUCCUCGUACUCCCAGCAGGGCUACGGCUGCGAGUCCAAGCUCUACAGCCUGGAGCACGGCCACGACAAGCCCCAGGACAAGAAGAAGAAGAGCUCGGGCCUGGCCACGCUCAAGAGGAAGUUCAUCAAGCGGCGCAAGUCCAGCCGCUCGGCCGACCACGCCAAGCAGAUGCGGGAGCUGCUGUCGGGCUGGGACGUGCGCGACGUCAACGCCCUGGUGGAGGAGUACGAGGGCACGGCCGCCCUCAAGGAGCUCAACUUCCAGGCCAGCCUGGCGCGGCCCGAGGCGCAGACGCUGCAGCGCGACCUGGCCGCGCUCUACGAGUACAAGUACUGCACGGACGUGGACCUGAUCUUCCAGGACACCUGCUUCCCCGUGCACCGCGCCAUCCUGGCGGCCCGCUGCCCCUUCUUCAAGACUCUGCUGUCGUCCUCGCCGGAGUACGGCGCCGAGAUCCUCAUGGACAUCAACACGGCCGGCAUCGACAUGCCCAUGUUCUCGGCGCUGCUGCACUACCUGUACACGGGCGAGUUCGGCGCCGAGGACUCGCGCUUCCAGAACGUGGACAUCCUGGUGCAGCUGAGCGAGGAGUUCGGCACGCCCAACUCGCUGGACGCGGACAUGCGCGGCCUCUUCGACUACAUGUGCUACUACGACUCGCUGCUCAGCUUCUCGUCCGACGCCGAGCUGGUGGAGGCCUUCGGGGCGGGCGUCGGGGGCGGGGCCGGGGCUGCGGCCGGGCCCGGGGGCGGGGCCUGCGGUGUUGCCGCCGCCGCCGCCGCGGGGCAGGGCUGCCCGGAGGAGGAGCUGCGGGCCCACAAGGCCGUGCUGUCGGCCCGCUCGCCCUUCUUCCGCAACCUGCUGCAGCGGCGCAUCCGCACGGGGGAGGAGAUCACGGACCGCACGCUGCAGACCCCCACGCGCAUCAUCCUGGACGAGUCCAUCAUCCCGCGGAAGUACGCCCGCGUCAUCCUGCACUGCAUGUACACGGACGCCGUGGACCUGUCCUACGUGCUGCACGGCAGCCCCUCGGUGGGCAGCCUGAGCGAGGUGCAGGCGCUAGUGGCCGGCAAGGGCAGCAUGAGCCGCGCCGAGGAGGCCAUGGAGCUCUACCACAUCGCCCUCUUCCUGGAGUUCAACAUGCUCGCCCAAGGCUGCGAGGACAUCGUGGUGGAGAGCAUCUCGCUGGACUCCAUCAUCACCAUCCUGAAGUGGAGCUCGCAGCCCUACGGCUCCAAGUGGGUCCACCGGCAGGCCAUCCACUUCCUGUGCGAGGAGUUCAGCCACAUCGUGACCUCCGACGUGCUGUACGAGCUGAGCAAGGACCACCUGCUGACCGCCAUCCAGUCCGACUACCUGCAGGCCAGCGAGCAGGAUAUUCUCAAGUACGUCGUCAAGUGGGGCGAGCAUCAGCUUAUUAAGAGAAUGGCAGACCGAGAGCCCAACCUGCUGAGCGGCACAGCCCACAGUGUGAACAAGCGCGGAGUGAAGAGGAGAGACCUGGACAUCGAGGAGCUGAAGGAGAUCCUGUCCCCUCUGCUGCCCUACAUCCGCACUGAACACAUCCUGCCCACCAACAGUGAGGUCCUCUCUGACGCGAUGAAGAGGGGCCUGAUCAGCACCCCACCCUCUGACAUGCUGCCCACGGCGGAGGGGGGCAAGGCCAACGCCUGGCUGCGGCAGAAGAACGCGGGCAUCUACGUGCGCCCCCGCCUCUUCUCCCCCUACGUGGAGGAGGCCAAGUCUGUCCUGGAUGAGAUGAUGGUGGAGCAGACUGACCUGGUCCGUCUGCGCAUGGUGCGCAUGUCCAACGUGCCAGACACCCUCUACAUGGUCAACAACGCGGUCCCACAGUGCUGUCACAUGAUCAACCAUCAGCAAAUCACUGGCAGCCAGGCGGCUCCUCCGUCUGUGGUGGCCAAUGAAAUACCAGUGCCCAAGCUGUCGGUGGUGAAGGAGAUGAUCCGGCGCCUGCAGGAGCUGCGGCACACGGACCAGGUGCAGCGGGCGUACGCCCUCAACUGCGGCGAGGGCGCCACCGUCAGCUACGAGAUCCAGAUCCGCGUGCUGCGGGAGUUCGGCCUGCCGGACGGUGCCGCCGAGCUGCUGCAGAACCCGCACAAGUUCUUUCCAGAGGAGCGCUUUGGAGAUGAGAGCCCGGUUCUGGCCCUGCGACAGGCGGGUCGGUGCCGGGUCAACAGCACGCCGGCGGUGGAGAGCAUGUUCACCGACAUGGAGGCGCUGGCCAAUUUCCACCCGCCCCUGCCCCCGCCCCCGCCCCCCUACCACCCGCCCACCACGCCCAGCCACGCCCAGCUGAAGGCGGGAUGGAGGCCCCGGGCCCCCAGUCAGCCGCCGUCACGCUCCUUCUCCUACCCCUGCAACCACACCCUCCUCCAGCGCCGGCCCUCCUCCAAGCACGGCAGCCCCGCCUACCCGCCGGGGGCUAAGGCCCUCCCGCCCGACUGCACAAACCCGCAGGGCCUGGGCCGCACCCUGCACCCCGACAAGCAGGGGAACAUGGAGCCGGUGAUAAACGAGUUCAUGCCAGACAUCGCCAUGGGAGUGUCAGCCAUGAACCUGAAGGAGCGGCGGAUACCGGAGGCCAUGAGCGAGGGGGAGGGUCGCGAGCCUCACUCGCACGUCUCCACGGUGCCCCCCGCGCCCCACUACCCCCCCGGGCCCUGCCCCUCCGGCCGGCACGGCCACGCCUCCUGUAAGAAGCACGCGGGCGAGCCUAAGCCUGACGGCCGGCCCGAGUUCCCGGACCUGUACGACUUCCCCUGCCGGCCGGCCACCCCGGGCUCCAGCCACCACACGCCGCCCCCGCUGCAGGGCCCCUACAUGGGCCCGGACCUGUACAGCCACAGCCGGCCAGCCGCCGGCCCCCACCCCCCGUCCUACAUGCCCCCCGCCGACGCCCUGCGGCUGGACAUGCUGGAGCAGCCCCCGCAGCGGCUGGACCUGGCCCUGGCCACGCAGGGCGGCCCGCAGGCGGGGGGCGGCCACGUCCCAAGGGGGCGGUCCCGCAACGAGACGGACCUGACGUGCGGGCUGGGGCCCUCACGCUCCCCCAGCGCCGGCCUGGACGCCUAUGAGGACCGGCCCCGCAGGUCCACCCCCGAGGGGAUGGGGGGCAGCGGCGAGUCCCCGGGGGGCCUGCUGCCCCACAGGAACAGUGCCAGUGAGGAGGCCAUCGCCGGCAGAGACCGACGGUCGCCCAACAAGCCCGAGUACCCUUACAAGAAAUCUGCACUUUAA
Molecule: messenger RNA, 3851 nt
Organism: Megalops cyprinoides (Indo-Pacific tarpon)
Lineage: Eukaryota; Metazoa; Chordata; Actinopteri; Elopiformes; Megalopidae
Gene: btbd7
Product: BTB (POZ) domain containing 7
Exons: 11
Coding region: 504-3851 (1115 amino acids)
Biological process (GO): morphogenesis of a branching epithelium
Molecular function (GO): protein binding
Source: RefSeq, a predicted model, not a curated record